AUGCUGAGGCUCACCGAGCAGCUCUUUGUGGUCCUGUGCUUCACCCAGUUCCUCCUGGGCCUGCUGGCGAAUGGCUUCAUCUGGUGGGUGAAGGGCAGGAGCUGGCUCGCGAGCAGGGGCGGCUCCGUGUCUGACUUCCUCAUCGCCAGCCUGGGCCUCUCCAGGAUCGUGCUGCUGGGGGUGCUCCAGGUGGAUGGCGCUUUCCUGACGUUCUCUCCGAAGGAGCACGAGUCGGGGACUGUCAUGAAGGUGAUCGAUCUCGUCUGGACCUUUGCCAACCAGCUCAACGUCUGGCUUGCCACCUGCCUGGGGGUCUUCUACUGCCUGAAGAUCGCCAGUUUCUCCCACCGCACUUUCCUCUGGCUCAAGUGGAGGGUGUCCCGGGUGGUCGUGUACAUGCUGCUGGGGGCGCUGCUCCUGUCCUGCAGCAGCACUGUGUCCCUGAUCCGGGAGUUCAAGGUCCACUCUGCCUACAGUGGCAUCAACGACACCGGGGACACGGUGGAGUAUGUGAGGAAGAGAAGCCUGUACAAGAUGGUGCACGUCGUUGGGACCCUGUGGUACCUCCCCCCGCUGCUCGUGGCGCUGGCCGCCUACGUCCUGCUCAUUCUCUCGCUGGGCAGGCACUCGCGGCACAUGCAGCAGCGCGGGGCCGGCUCCAGAGACCCCAGCGCCGAGGCCCACCGCAGGGCCAUCAGGAUCAUCUUCUCCUUCUUCGUCCUCUUCCUCUUCUACUUCCUCGCAUUUUUGAUCGCGUCAUCCAGUUACUUCUUCCCGGAGACCAAGGUGGUGCUGAUGACUGGGGAGACCAUCACGAUGCUGUAUCUCACGGGCCACUCCUUUAUCCUCAUCCUGGGCAACGUCAGGCUGAGGCAGGCCUUCGUGAGGCUGCUUGGCUGUGAGACCAGGUGCCUGAAGCCGGCACCCAGGACUUCCGUCCCCCCAUAA
Elephantulus edwardii (Cape elephant shrew) is the source of this 948-nucleotide messenger RNA. RefSeq names its product taste receptor type 2 member 3-like (gene TAS2R3). Gene Ontology annotation, biological process: detection of chemical stimulus involved in sensory perception of bitter taste; sensory perception of taste; G protein-coupled receptor signaling pathway. The transcript has a single exon. NCBI's taxonomy places the organism in Eukaryota, Metazoa, Chordata, Mammalia, Macroscelidea, Macroscelididae. The record is from RefSeq and is a predicted model, not a curated record. The coding region runs from base 1 to 948 and encodes 315 amino acids. Gene Ontology annotation, molecular function: bitter taste receptor activity; G protein-coupled receptor activity. Gene Ontology annotation, cellular component: membrane.